GUAGGCGAGAAUUAAAAGCACUUGAGUUGAGAAGGGGAACAUAACGCCAGGUUUCUUUUUGGUGUAACGUUAUACUUGUGUGAACGGGUUAGAAGGUUUAAACUGAUUAUUUUGUGUGUGUGUGUUUGUGUGUGUGGUGUUGUUGGGAAGAGUUGUUUAUGUUGUGUGUUUGUGGCUGGGGAAGCUGAGGAUAAGCUUUGGGGGUAAUGUUGUCUUUCUUAAAAGCAGUGUGUGUGUGUGUGUGUGUGUGUGUGUGUGUGAAGUUACAGUAAUUAGUUACAGUAAUAAUGAUAGGAUUUAUGUUCACAUUAGAAGGUGAAUGCACAUUAAUGCUGGUCAGUAAGUGUAAAUAAGGGGCAUUUAGGUGUAGGAAAUAUGACAGCUUAUAUAAGAUUGCAUGAUUGGGGUUCGUAUUUUAGUUUAAACUUUUCACCCUAACCGAGUGUGAAAUCUGCACCAAAACAAAAACAAAAAAUCCGUAAUUUUUGUUUGCAUCACGCCAAAGUGGUUAUUAAUGUAAUGCCCUUUGAGAGUGAGUAAUAGAGAAUCUAAUGCAGUAAGAGUGAGUAGAGUGUGUAUUUAUUUAUUUAUAGCAGCGCUCGUGCGUAAAGCGCCAUGGCGGACUCGGUGAAGACGUUCCAGGCGCAUCUGACCGCCGUGAUGGACAGCCUGGUGCGCGCCUCCGUGUGCGAGAUCACCAAGCUGUUCGAGGACACGGUGAACGACUACCUGGUGGAGAUAUCGCUCAACCGGAAGGAGAACGAGGCUCUGAAACUGCGCCUGAGGCUCACCGAGAACAAGCUGAAGAACGAGCGGAAGUACGGGCUCGCCUGGGCGGCCAGUCGGCGCGCAGCCGGCCUGCUCGGUCCUGAUGAGACCGGCUGUGCAAAAAAGCGCAAGCUGGAAUCUAGAGGCAAGCAGGCCAAGGAGUGGAGUGGUGGCGCGUGGGAGGAGGGGGUUGGAGGAGUGAGAGACGAGAGGAGGGAUGAGAGGAGGGACGAGAGGAGGGACGUGGGCCGCACUCAUCCGCCAACCGCAGGGGAAGGAGAGGAGCAGGAGGAGGAGAGGAGACACGUCUCCGGGGAGAGAAAGGAGGUGGCCACCGUUAAGGAGGAGGAGGACAUCUACCGGUGUGAAUCAGUGAGGCUGCUGCAGGAGGCGCUUCAGAUGAACCAGACUGAAAGCAACACAGCACAACAAGAAGAUUUGGAGCCUGUCCCAACCGCUCCUGGACCUGCGGUGGGUGAAGCGUGGGAGCAGCCCAGUCUCUCAGCCGAACCCACAAACAGCAGCGACGAGUUCAGCGGCCUAGAAACUGCCUUAAAGGUGGAGCGCGAGAGGGAGGAGGCGGAGACUGCGCUGACCAGCCCGUCUAAUGCAGUGGACAGAAGCGACAGCGUGGAGUUCAUCGGGCUGGACGGUUUGUGCAGCUCUCAGCAGGACGCUGCUUCCUCAACACAUGAAGCCAACCCUGCUGAUAUAGGCUGCGGGAGCCAGGGCGACGACGAGGGGGAGGAGUCAGGACGAGAGGGCGAGGACUUGCUGCAUUUCUGUCCUCAGUGCGGCGGCGGAUUUAACUCUGCAUCCGACCUGGCUGAACACGUGUGUCCGCUAGCAGAGGAACGUUUCCCGUGUUCGGCGUGCGGCCGGGCCUUCAGUCACGCCUGGAGCUUAAAGAGCCAUGAGUGCAUACAGGCGGGCGAGCAGCCUCAUCGAUGUGAACUCUGCGGGAAACGGUUCACACACUCGCGCUCCCUCGAGCGCCACCAGCUGGUACACACAGGCGAGCGACCACACCAGUGCCCACAAUGCGGACGCAGUUUCAGCCGCCUGGGCAACCUAGAGCGACACCAGCGCAUCCACACUGGCGAGCGACCGUACGAGUGCGGCGCGUGCGGCAAACGCUUCAGUCGCAUCGAGUACCUCAAACGGCACCAACAGAUCCACAGCGGAGAGAGGGGAGACCGGAACCAGGCGCUCAGUGACACAGAGCUGAAACGCAAUCAAUGCUUCUCCAGCGCCUGAUGAACUGCUUAACACUUGACCUAAUUCUCCAUCCAGCUUUAAAGACCAACGAUCUGUAGUCCCUGAAUGUCCUCAGAUCCUCCAAGCUGAUUAUUUUCCCACACCAUGAUAUCAUGCAUAUCUCACAGGACUGCACUGUUUAUCGAUCAUUGUUACAGGAUUAGCUUCUGCAACACUCAUACUGGAGAACGCAAAUGAGCACAAACUGAUUUAUUUUAUUUAUUUCUUUUAAUCUGUGAGCCUCCUGGCAUCGCAGAGCUUCCUGAUAACAUGGAAUCCGUGGGUGUGAUUCGGAAGAACGAGGCUUUGGUGCGAUCCGUACACUAUUAAUUAUUUGCUGAUUUGGCGCGUCGGUGUUUGAAUAUCAAUGAAUACAAACCUUUUUAAAAGUAACACAUGAAUUUGUUAUUUACAAAAUAUAUUGCCAGUCACAUGUAGAGAUAUAUUCGUUAAUCUAUCUUUUUGUCCAUAUUGUACAGCCCUAAUAUGCUAUCUUGUCCUGACUCUAAACGUUCAUGCUCUGUCGGGAAAGGACCGCACUUCUUGCACAAACAUGUCAGUGAAAGUAUAUGUGUAUAAUGUUAUGCUUGAAGAAGAAGAAGAAGAAGAAGAAGAAA
This is a messenger RNA of Hemibagrus wyckioides, 2642 nucleotides long. RefSeq names its product zinc finger protein 623. The transcript is spliced from 4 exons. The record is from RefSeq and is a predicted model, not a curated record. The coding region runs from base 616 to 2025 and encodes 469 amino acids. Lineage: Eukaryota; Metazoa; Chordata; Actinopteri; Siluriformes; Bagridae. Gene Ontology annotation, biological process: regulation of transcription by RNA polymerase II. Gene Ontology annotation, molecular function: RNA polymerase II cis-regulatory region sequence-specific DNA binding; DNA-binding transcription factor activity.